Molecule: messenger RNA, 972 nt
Organism: Rotaria sordida
Lineage: Eukaryota; Metazoa; Rotifera; Eurotatoria; Philodinida; Philodinidae
Source: the annotation of a GenBank genome assembly
AUGAGCGGAUUACUUGGUUGUGGCAAAGUCUUUCUCAAUAAAGUUUCAAAUAUUAUACCGAAUAUUCCAGAAAAUGCUACAUGGAAAUUUAAGGCUAAGACUGUCGCUGGUGGUGAUCGUCGUGGUGCUACACUCGAAAGACUUCAUUGUCCAAGAGGCCUUUUUGUAGAUAAAAAUCAGAAUGUUUUCGUUGCUGAUAGUUUGAAUAAUCGUAUUAUGAAAUUUAUUCGAAGUACAACUGUUGCGCGAACGAUAGCCGGUAAGAAUAUAUCUAAAUAUGGUUCUGAUUUUUUGUGUAAACCUUCAAAUGUGAUUUACGACUAUAAAUCAAAGAGUUUUAUUAUUUCUGACUAUUAUAAUCGACGAGUAUUGCGAUGGUUUCCAAAACGUGGCACAUGUCCAGAGACAAUCAUUAGAGGCAGCGAAUAUUAUGGAUUAGCUAUGGAUGAUGAAGGUUUUCUCUACGUUUCUGAUCCCGAACGGCAUGAGGUUAGACGAUAUCGAUCAGAUGGCCGCCGUGGAAAAGUCGUAGCAGGUGGCAAUGGACAGGGUAGUCAUCACAAUCAACUCAACCAUCCGACGUACAUUUUUGUUGGACCAGAUGGAGCUGUAUAUGUGUCGGAUACUUGGAAUGAUCGCGUGGUGAAAUGGGAUAAGAAUGCGACAAGUGGUAUUGUCGUGGCUGGUGGUCACGGCAAAGGAAAAGAUCGAACACAAUUGCAUUAUCCUACAGGAUUGGUCGUCGAUCAGUUAGGUACAGUCUAUGUAGCUGAUUAUUGGAAUCAUCGAGUGAUGCAAUGGUGCAAAGGAGCCUCUCAUGGAAAAAUGAUUGCAGGCAGUAGAUUCCUUGCAGGAAACAAAGCUAAUCAAUUGAAUGGUCCUGAAGGUUUGGCAUUCGAUCGAUCUGGUAACCUUUAUGUAGUUGAUUCAAACAAUCAUCGAAUCCAACGAUUUCUUAUUCAAACUGUUUGA